GAUUGUGGUUUUGGCAUACAGAGGAAAGGGUUGUUCUCUGUUAUCUGCUGUAGCAACAUGUUUCAGACGGACACAGAUGUGUUCAUAGGAAGGCGUGCACAUGUUUUGCAAUAACCUACAGGAAAGAGCUGAAGGCUGUCCUUUUUUAAAGCCAGCAGUCGCUCCUUUUACCUCACCUGCUCCAUUUCUCCAAGGUACAAGAUCACCUCCAGUUCAACAUCAGCUCCAAUGUCUUCUACAAAUGGCACUCAGGUUUUUGUCUCUGCCUUGACGCACCCUCCACCCAGUGCCAGCACCUCCAACAGCCCGUGGCAGGCAGAAGCAGCCAGAGGAGCCCAAAUUGUAGCUACCCUCAUCAUCUUCCUUGUGGGAGUCCCUCUGAAUGGGUUGGUGGUCUGGGCCCUUUCACCCCGGCGUCAUCGUCACCUGUUACGACGAGGUAGCAGCGAAGACAAUCGUGCCGCUAGCAGUUUCCGGGUGUACGUGAUCAAUCUGGCUGUGGCUGACCUGGUGCUCCUUUUGCGUACACCUCUCAUGUUGGGCUACCUCGUGCACAAUUACAGCUGGCCAUUUGGCCUUGCCUUCUGCCAUCUGAUCAUCUUCCUGCGAGGUCUGGGUUUGUACGCCUCAGCGUUCCUCGUCUGUGCCGUUGCCUUGGAGCGCUGUCUGUGUCUGCUAAGACCUGUGUGGACACGACUGCGACGCCCCUCCUGGGCUAUUCCUCUCGCCUGUGGCCUCUUAUGGCUUCUGGCAACUAUCCUCUCUGCUCCUUACCUCCAUAGUGCCACCUUAAAGGAAGUAAAUGGGACAUACCAGUGCUGGGAGAGUGGGACCUUUGACAUGGUAAUGUUUGUCAUAGAGACUGUGGCAGGUUUCGUCCUACCCUUGCUGGUGUUCUUAGGAAGUAACUUAGCUGUUUUGCUCACCAUCCAGCAAGCGGUGUUGCUAACACCCACCUCCUCCACAUCUUGCACUACCCGCAAGAUGACAAGAAUGUACCAUGUGCUUUUUUUCACCAUGCUACUCUUCCUCACCUGUUGGGUGCCCUACUUUGUCUGUCGGCUCCUCCGAGCCAUGACUGCUGAACAAAAAGAACUGGCAUGGUUGAAUGAAAGAGCAUAUCGUGGAACGUACAUAUCGUUGUUCCUCGUAUACUUGAAGAGUGCUCUGAAUCCUGUGCUCUAUGUGUUUGCCGCUCGUGGUUUAAACCGUGCUAUCAAAGCUUCACUCGUUUCCACUAUGGAACGACUUUUUAAUGAUGACUCCAUGGAAUCCAUACGAAGGAAAUCUAUGAAGGACUCGCAUAUAUAGUUGUGUAGCUUAUUUCAAGGUACAAGCUUAAAAGUUCCACUGCUUCACAUUGUAAAGCUGUUUAUAUAUAUUUUUAGCUGUUUCUCUUUCUGCAUUUGCACAGAGUUUAAAGCCCCAGUCACACAGCACUAACGAAGGACACUGAAGACAAAACAAAACACGAAAUGUGAACUUACGAUGAUUUUUGGAGACAUCGUUUAACCGUCAUCCAGCUUCGUUCCUGUAGCUGGCAUGUCGUCAGGAUUUUCAAACAGUUGAAGAAUGUGAACAAAUCCUGACGACAACUUCAGUUCGUCCGUAUUCUGUUUUGAUUUCUGUCUUGAUGGUUCCUCAUCGUUUGCGUAGUUCCCAUACCGUCAGCAUUCCGUUUGACUGGCCUCCAACUUCGUCCAACCUCCCAAGUCUGACGUCUUGCACAAAUGUUAAAGAUAUCUGAACAGAUCAAUAACUAAAGCCCUGACGAGCUGAAUGUGACUCAUCCAUGUGUGGGACAAAAAGCAACGUUGUCGUACAGAAACAACAGUGGCUGGAAAGGCUGUGCGCACACGCACACUGCAGCCAUGUCCGGCUGUGCGCCACAAACAACUGUGCACACGAUCGCAUGUUUCAUUUUGAUUUUGUUUAAAGCGUCAAGGUCAGCGUUCGCUUCGUUUUUCUUUUGUUAGUUUUGGUUUUGUUUCAUUCUUUCAUGCGCUCGCAGGCUUUUCGGUGAUGGGAGAAGUGCAAGCUCAUUCGUCCACCUUUUCUCGACAAUUUGUGACUUUUUUUUCCCUUUGUUCAGCUAUCGUCGUGUGCCGUAUGACUGGGCCCUAAAGCUGUUCGGCCUUUCAAAUUUCACAAAACUGAAAGUUUCUACUGAAAUCCAAGCAUUAUAAUAUAGGUUUAUUUUUGUAACAUGUUGCAAAAUUACAGCUCAUUUUAAAGGAAGCGAACAUAUUUACCUGGGGAUAAUUCCAUUGCAAGUAUUUUAUAUUAGUUUUU
Molecule: messenger RNA, 2292 nt
Organism: Thalassophryne amazonica
Lineage: Eukaryota; Metazoa; Chordata; Actinopteri; Batrachoidiformes; Batrachoididae
Product: C5a anaphylatoxin chemotactic receptor 1
Exons: 3
Coding region: 229-1311 (360 amino acids)
Biological process (GO): complement receptor mediated signaling pathway; inflammatory response; phospholipase C-activating G protein-coupled receptor signaling pathway
Cellular component (GO): plasma membrane
Molecular function (GO): complement component C5a receptor activity; G protein-coupled receptor activity
Source: RefSeq, a predicted model, not a curated record